AUGAACUUUAGGAGACGAGAAAAAAAUACACAUUGGCUCCCUAUACAUAUAGAGCGAGAUCCGUCUAAUGAUGGCAAUAGACACAUAAAUGAAAAAGAAUCUAAGUUUAUUUUCAAAGAAUUCUUUUCAGAAAUCAAUUGUAAAUUUAUCAUAACAGCAACUUUGGCUAUCUUAGUACUAAGUAUCUUGUUUGAGCCAAUACAUACUCGUUGGAGCAUCAAUUCUUGUAAGUGGAAUAAGUGGGAGCAUUGGGAUAAAGGAUCAGAUCCAAGAAGAAUAGUUUUGAUAGCUGAUCCACAAUUAGUUGAUGAUAAUUCAUACCCAGGCAGACCAUGGAUAAUUAACUAUUUCGCCCAAAAACUCAGCGAUAAGUAUCUUCAUAAGAACUUCAUCGCUACAAGGGACAUAUUAGAUCCCGAUACAUUCAUAUUUUUGGGAGAUUUGUUCGAUGGAGGAAGAGAAUGGGAGGACGAAGGAUGGUUUCAGGAGUAUCAUAGAUUCAAUUCGAUAUUUCCCAAAGAUCCCACUAGAAGAUAUAUACAAUCGCUACCUGGAAAUCACGAUAUUGGAUUUGAGUCAAUUAAUCAUAAAGCAUAUAAAAGAUUUCAAGCUUUUUUUGGUGAGACAAACGAUUACAUUGAAAUAGGAAAUCAUACUAUAAUUUUACUUGAUACCAUCUCAUUGUCUUCACAAGACGAAUGGUUGCAGUCCAGGCCCUUGAGAUUUAUAGAAAAUCUAAGCAGUCACAUCAAUCCUUACUUUCCAAGAAUACUACUAACCCAUGUGCCUUUAUAUCGGUUCAAUGAUCAGCAAGACUGUGGACCUUUAAGAGAAUCGAAUAAAAAAUUUCCUGUAAUGAAAGGAAAGCAAUAUCAAACUGUGAUUGAAUACGAUCUUUCCCAGAAGAUUUUGAGCAAAAUUAAUCCAAAAAUUGUCUUUAGUGGCGAUGACCAUGACUACUGUGAUGUAACUCAUUCUUAUAAAUAUGAAAACGAAAAUUCAAACGCCAGAGAGAUAACAGUUAAAUCUUCAUCCAUGGCUGGAGGAAUAAAAUAUCCAGCAUUGCAACUAUUGUCUCUCAAUAAUCUUUUUGAUCCAACAAUAGCAAAAGUACCUCAAGAUAAGGUGACACUACAAACAGAAAUUUGCUACAUGCCCACUCCAUUUUUGCAAUUUUAUGUCUUUGGUACCACGCUUUUCAUUAGUAUCGGAUUCUACGCUGUAUAUUUCUUGUUCCCUAAACUUUUAGGUAAACUCACUAACAACUAUCAUAACAUAAUUAAGUCAAAUGAUGUUUUAAUGCAAUAUGAAAAGCUUCAUUUGGCUCCCCUUUCAACGACAUCUUGGCUGCAUAUGAGAAGAAGAAAGAGCUACAUGGGUUUUUUGAGUAAUUCGGCUUUACUAGUUCUAGUCACUUUCCCUCUUUUCUUAUAUUUUCUGACGUGA
Messenger RNA from Priceomyces carsonii, 1446 nucleotides. RefSeq names its product putative lipid phosphatase. The record is from RefSeq and is a predicted model, not a curated record. NCBI's taxonomy places the organism in Eukaryota, Fungi, Ascomycota, Pichiomycetes, Serinales, Debaryomycetaceae. Gene Ontology annotation, cellular component: endoplasmic reticulum. Gene Ontology annotation, biological process: GPI anchor biosynthetic process. Gene Ontology annotation, molecular function: hydrolase activity. The transcript has a single exon. Bases 1 to 1446 code for a protein of 481 amino acids.